Messenger RNA from Theobroma umbraticum, 646 nucleotides. The record is from RefSeq and is a predicted model, not a curated record. NCBI's taxonomy places the organism in Eukaryota, Viridiplantae, Streptophyta, Magnoliopsida, Malvales, Malvaceae.
AUGGUUGUAGCGUUCGUAAUUUCGUUUGAGGUCAUCGAGCUGCUUUGGGGGUGGGAAUAUCUUCAACAAGUUCUAAAUGAACAUUGUCUGAGGGUGCUCCAGAACCUUGGCCAUCCUGAUCCAACGCUGCUUGUUGGAAUGAACUGCUUGUUUCACACCAUGGAAGUUCCAUUGGCACCUCUUUGGAUGCUGAUGGGGUUUAUACUUUUCUCCAUGACUUCGGAUAUGAACAUGCAGCACCUGGAAGAUCUUCGACGAUUUGGGAUUCUACUGGUCUGGUUUGCCAGACAGUGUUUCUCUGCGGUGGAGGGUGUUGAUAUCUGGGUGUGGCUAUUGGCCCUGUUACUCCUUCGUUGUGGUUUAGGAGCUGAGCUGACAAUUAUGGCGAUGCUGGUUGGCUGUAUAGUUUUCCUUCUGAUCUUGAUAGUGAACCUGGAUAAAGAUUUGCUCCAGGCACUCUUUCAUCUGCAUCAGGCAUCAAGCCAGUGGGAAGCGCUUGCUAAUGUAUUGGAAUGAUAGUCAUGGGAAUGUAAUUCCCAUUUUGGUUUUCGUAUUUGAUUACUAUAAAUCUAGCGUUAAUCAUUUGCUAAGAUAUAUGGUAACCAUGUUCUUAAAUAAUGCUUUAAUAUGUAUUUUUUCGUAUAUA